AUGACAGCACAACAGCAGUCGCUAGAAACGCUCCUGGGCAUUAGCAGUCAGCGCAAAUCACUGAAACAGCAGCUUGACGCUGCGUCCAUCAAGGCUGAAUCUGGGAGAACGACUCUUGCUGACAUCCCAACGGUUCAGAUCGGCUGCAAGAGGUAUAUACCAGAGGAGUAUAUUGCCAACAAGAAUCGCAAAGGCCGGCGGAGCUGGAUUCAAGCCUACGGAUUCUUCCUCACGGAAGUCAGCCCUGAUUUGCAGACUUUGCAGACCUACUGGGCUUGCUCGAAAUGUGAUGAACGCGGGAAGAGCUCGUUGUUCGUCGCGACAAACACCACGUCGCCAAUUGAACAUCUCCGAAGGUCACAUAUGAUCACUGAGGCGGACGGCAAUGCGUACGAAGAAGAUUCGUCUCGCGCUGACAGUCAGCCCCCUUCGAAACGGCGCUGCCUGGAGCUUCCUACUGCAAGAUCCAAUGUUAAUAAAGCGAAGGAGCUGACGGUCGGCUGGAUCGUUACAGCCAAUCUUCCUUUCACGGCGCUGUCGAAUCCGUACUUGCGACGAAUGCUCGACUUACACGAUGCGUCAUUGGCGAAAGAGGUGCCGUGGAGCCGGCAGUCGGGGGGUACUGCAGCUCCUGCAAAACAUCUCAUGGACCCUCCUCCUGACGGUCACGGCCUGCCAAAAGGAGCCCCGCGAACAGCGAAAGUUACAACUAUACGAACUAUUAUCGAACAAGCUCGUGUUGCGGUAGAAGAAAAUCCCCGAAAACGCCGUCGACUCAACGAUCAAUCCGGAGACUCGAUCGAACCUGACCAGCUCGAGGCAUUAUACGUGAGGUUUAUCACGGCCUGCUCUCUCCCAUUUCGGCUCGUGGAAUGCCCAGAGUUCCGAGCACUCUUGGCCUACAUCAAUAACGAUAUCGAGACUUGGCUUCCGGAUACGCAUGAUACCGUCAAGACAUGGAUUAUGCGCCAAUAUGGAUGCCAGAAAGAGAGGGUCAAGCAGCGCAUACAGUCGGCAAAAUCCCUUUCGCUUGGCCUCCUACGCCGAUAUGAUAUCCAAUACGAUCCCAAAGUGCACCGACUCCGCUGCCAAGGCCAUAUCAUCAACCUCGCCGCCAAAGCCUUCCUCUUUGUCACCGAUAAUAAGAAGCUUGAACUUGACGAUCCUGGUGUGCAUAAUGUGACACUAAAACAUAUUGAAGCGUGGCGGAAAAAGGGGCCUCUUGGCAAGAUUCACAACUUCGUCGUUUUCAUCUAA
Molecule: messenger RNA, 1257 nt
Organism: Fusarium poae
Lineage: Eukaryota; Fungi; Ascomycota; Sordariomycetes; Hypocreales; Nectriaceae
Exons: 5
Coding region: 1-1257 (418 amino acids)
Source: RefSeq, a predicted model, not a curated record